Molecule: messenger RNA, 163 nt
Organism: Tetrahymena thermophila SB210
Lineage: Eukaryota; Ciliophora; Oligohymenophorea; Hymenostomatida; Tetrahymenidae
Exons: 3
Source: RefSeq, a predicted model, not a curated record
AUGAUACUUAUCUAAUUAAUUCUGAAAAUAGGUAUUUAUUUUUUUAAAUUUAUCUGUGCUAAAUUAGAGUUAUUUGAUUCUAAAACAUAGUACCAAAUUUGAAAUAUUAGUGCAAUUUGCUAAAGCAAAACCUACCAUUACCAAUUUUAUUAAGUCAUAUUGA